Molecule: messenger RNA, 726 nt
Organism: Peronospora matthiolae
Lineage: Eukaryota; Oomycota; Peronosporomycetes; Peronosporales; Peronosporaceae
Source: the annotation of a GenBank genome assembly
AUGAACGGUCCAUCCUUGGCGCUCGAGGUGUCGCUUAACGCAGUCGUACUUGUCACGCUUGGCCUUGGCUGUCCGGAACAUCGAAGCCGUCCCCGGGUCGUCGUUGGGCUGCUCUUCAAAUGCCACUGCAAGAUUCUACCCGUUCUGCAUGCAUCGUUCGCGCGCUGCUGUCAGUCGAAGCGUGUGCCGCAGAGCUGGAAGGUGGGUGUGGUGCGCCUGCUGCACAAGAAGGGCGAUCGGCUCGACCCAUUGAAUUGGCGGUCGAUCUGCUUGCAGCAGGUCAACUUCAAGUUAUACGCCGGUAUCUUGUCGCGUCGCUUUACGCGCUGGCUUGACGUCAACGGCCAACACGCUGAUGUGCAGAAGGACUUUCGAGCCAUGAACGGCUGCGGGGAACACAACUUUCUUGCAGCCAUGCUCGUCGAUCAAGCCCGGCGCAAGCAUCAAGAGUUGCAUGUAGUGUGGUACGACUUUGCCAACGCUUUAGGCAGUGUGCCACACAACUUGCUGUGGGAGGCGCUACAACGGCAGGGUGUUUCGACCGAGUUUGUCGCUUGUUGCCGUGGUCUCUACGCAGACGCAGCGUUUACAAUUGGUAACGCUGUUGAUGGGACCACGACACCAAUUGCGUUGAAGGUGGUGGUGUUUCAAGGCUGCCCACUCAGCCCCUACCUCUUUACCGCCGCGAUCGUCCCGCUGCUUCACGUGCUCAAGUCGCUGCCGUAA